AUGUUCCCGCAGGCGAGACAGGUUGGACAGUAUUUGGCUGCGUAUAGUCAGCGAUAUAUCCCGAGGGAUAUGCUGAGAUUGGGACAUCGAGUUGUUAAAACGGAGCGUUUGACUGGAUCAGAUGUCAAUUGCAAGUGGAAGGUAUCUUGGGUUAAGGGGAGCAGACAGAAUACCACCCAAGAAACAACUCCACAGACCAAGAUCGAGUCUGAAGACUUUGACUUUCUUGUUGUCGCAUCUGGCUACUUUGCUCGUCCAUAUCUUCCAGUACUUCCAGGACUCGAGCACUUCACGGGCCAGGCGAUCCAUAGCUCUACCCUGGAAAAGGGUCGCGCCGGUCUCUCCACCAUUGCAGAGACUACCCCUCAGGGAAAUACCGUCGUGAUCGGCGGCAGUAUGUCAGGAGUCGAAGCUGCAUCUGCACUUGCUCUACGAGAAUCUUCACUGCGUCUUUCUACAUAUCUAGGCUCUGGCAGCCCGCAAAAGAAUAACAAGGUGUACCACGUACAUUCCCGACCAUUCUGGACUCUACCUACAUAUCUCCCUUGCGAAACCUCCGAGGAGACCGUGCCAUUCUUACCUCUUGAUCUGGCAAUGUAUGACCUUAGUCGCCGCCCACCGGGUCCGGUAGAGUAUACUCUAGGCCCUCUAUCGGAAGAAAAGAUUGCAAAAACGAACGAUUAUUUCAGGUCCCUGCUUGGCGCUGAGUAUGAAAGAUACGGACACCCGCACCAGCAAUCUCCCUUGGCAAAAGCAGACCCCCAGCCAGAAUGGGUAGCUAUAGGGAAUGACUAUGCAGAGUUUGUCCGAUCCGGCGGGAUAAAAACCGUAAUGGGUCGAGCCACUUCGAUUCAUCCGCAGUCUGAUACGAGGAUUGCCUCGAUGAAGAUUGAGACCGCUGAAGGCUCUCAAAUAUUGGAGGAUGUCACAUCGAUCGUGAUGGCUACGGGAUUCACCCCGUUCGAUUCACUAUCUUUCCUACCUGACGACGUUCUGUCUAGCCUGGAGUACAACACAUCCGACCCAUUCUUACCACUCAUCCUGGAUAAAGGCGGCACACUACGCUCGGAGAUUCCCGAUCUAGGAUUCGUCGGAUUCUACCGUGGUCCUUACUGGGGUGUCAUGGAAAUGCAAGCGAAAUUCCUAGGCAAAGAAUGGGCAGCCGAAGACAAUACUCCCGGCGAAGGCGACGCCAAGAAUAAGAGCGAAAGGGAACUUCUUCGAAUUCUGAGACAGCCCAGUGUGGAUGUUCGCCGUGCGCAAUUCCCGAUGGGUGACUAUGUAGGAUUAAUGGAGACAUUUUCCAAGGAUCUCCAAAUAGAGCGGACGCUUUCGUCCGGCGAUGACAGUCGGACUGGGCCGGUGAUACCUGCACGAUAUGCCCAUGGACAGGAAGAUGUUGAGGCACGCCGUACGUUGGAUAGCUUGCGAGCUAUCUCAUGUCAGGAUCACUCCACGGCAGCCCAAGCCGCGGCAUCGCUAGCCGUGUUUAGGGCUUUACAUGGGACGUGGAGGUAUACCCAGACAUCAGCGACUGGGGAACGAGUUGGGUCUGGCACGGUAGCAUUCAUCCCACGGUAUCCAUCAAAUGAGAUACAUGACCGGGAAUAUGUUUUGGAGACACGCCAAGAUGAAGUCUCAGCGGGAUUCCAAGUAUCGUCAGUUGGGAGGGCGGUUUUUUGCCUGUCAGAAGCCGGAACCAGAGAGUCAAACCCGGGGAUUCAAGUAUACGAUGUCACCACGGAUAGAGACAGAGAAGAAAGUCGACUCGCUUACAGAUUGCAUUUGACCCCGUUUUACCGCGAGGAAGGGGUUGGAGAAUACGUGAUCAAUGCAGAGAGGGUUCACGCCAAUGCUGCCGAAGAGCCAACUGCACGAGGAAUCAGAUAUACCUUCCAUUUCCAAGGUGUCUCUAUCACAGAGUGGGAGUGUGUCCAGGUCGGAGAUCGUACCUCGGAAAACAACACAAACUCUGAGAGUCAAUCUGAGCUUCUCUGGCAAAAUAUUUACAAGAGAUAG
Messenger RNA from Penicillium cataractarum, 2019 nucleotides. RefSeq lists its product as uncharacterized. The transcript has 2 exons. The record is from RefSeq and is a predicted model, not a curated record. Gene Ontology annotation, molecular function: oxidoreductase activity. Bases 1 to 2019 code for a protein of 672 amino acids. NCBI's taxonomy places the organism in Eukaryota, Fungi, Ascomycota, Eurotiomycetes, Eurotiales, Aspergillaceae.